GUCGUUCGCCGGCCCCAAUUUCAUCCGGAAAUGACGACGUCAAUGUAGACGAGCGCCAUUUCAAUAUACUGUUGGAACAAUUGUGCGGCGAGGCUCCUGCAGGAGCAGGACGGGGUGAAUCGAUGCAGCAACCCAUCAUCUACACGGUGCCCCAGGAACUUAAAAUCAAUAGCUACAACCCAAUGGGAGAAUAUGAGCCGGUUGCUGUUUGCAUAGGCAGCAAGUACUCCAAGGUUUACACUCUUCCACCGGGGAGUCAGUACAGGGAAAACUUGCUGCAGCUGGACAAAUACAAAUGGUGCUGCGUGCAGCAGCUCAUCAGGCGACACAGCCGCCUCUUGGAGCCUGCCAAGACUCUGGUUCUACUACAUGGAUGCUUCACGAGCAUGAAGCGACUCCUGCCUAAAAUUCGGGGAUCCUACUCACCACAAGGCACCUUAAGGACUGACCGAGCUCAAUCCGAUGACGAGGUGGCCCAGAUGAUGCUGCUAGACGGCUGCUUCAUCCUACACCGAUUGCUCAAGUACGCGCGACGCGCGGGAAUGGAAGAAGCUGGUGGCGGCGGCGAACAGCAGUUUGUCGACGACGACGAGGACUGGACUCAGGUUUAUGGCAGGUGCUUUGUGUGGCAACUGGUGACGCGGGACCUGCUACUGCUGGAGAACCAGAUCCCUUUUUUCGUGAUCCGGGAGCUCUUUCAGCAGCUGAGAAACGAGGACGAAUCAGAAAGGCUCCUGGUGACCGGCAGCCUCAGGCUUUUCCGCUCCCUUCGUCCCCAGAUGAUGCACCGGUCACCCAUCGCAUGCGACGGCGUACACCACCUGCUGCACCUCUUCUACCUCUCCGUCGGCUUCCCAUUGAGCCACCGCCGGCAGCAUUCCCGCCGCCGUCAAACCGAUGUGGUGAUGUCGGAGCUCCCUCAGUGGAUCCCGUGCGCCAAGGAGUUGGAGGAGGCUGGGGUCCGAUUCCGCAAGAGGGAGAAUGCCACGAGCUUCCUGGACGUGAGCUUCGCCCAGGGCGUGCUGGAGAUCCCGCAGCUGGAGCUGAACGACUCCAGCGAGUCCUUGUUCCGGAACCUGAUUGCAUUCGAGCAAACCUACCCGGACACCCCGCGCGACGUUUCUACCUACGCCGUCUUCAUGGACUGCCUCAUCACCUCGGCGGAGGACAUGAGGAUCCUAGACCUGCACGGCGUCCUUGUCAGCUACCUCAGCAGCAGGAGGGUCGCAUGGCAUUUCUUCAGCGACAUUGGCGGGCAGGUGCACUGGUCAGUCGACGACAACUACCUGGUCGGCCUGAUGAACGAGGUGAACAGGUACAGGGAGCGCAGGCGGCACAAGUGGCGCGCGGCCCUUGCCCGCAACUACUUCAGCAACCCAUGGGUGGCCAUGUCGGUGUUCGCGGCCCUACUCCUGCUCUCCAUGGCCAUGCUGCAGACCUUCUUCGCUGUCUAUGCCUACUUCAAGCCUCCCAAGUAAGCACGCAUGCAGCAGAGGUAAGCUAGACAGUAAACUGAGUAAAAGUGUGCUGGGAGAAUAUCUCAGGUGCUAUGAUUUCAAUAAAACUGGGCCACUAUCUCUGUAUCCUUAUUGAAAGCUGAACUGAGUCAUUGCCAUGGAUAUUUAUCUCUUGGCUAUAUACCUUCUAUCAUGAUUUGCACUCACCAAGUGAUUUGACUAUUUGUGUGGGUAAACUUAUGUAAGAUUCUAAGCAAUAUAAUUGUCAUUUUACCAUAUCUCUAUGGUUUUCUGCUUUUAAGUUCCUCUCUGAUUCACAGGAUUCGAAAAUACAGUAACUUUCUGGACAUAUCCAUCAAGUCCAGAACAUUUAUAUGUAUAUCAAUAUUUGGUGAACUAUUUCAAGAGCCAAAAGAUUAAAUUAACUAUCUUAAGAUAAAAAAAUUCAAUACCACUUCAAUUUGGGCUUCUUUGUCGGCGUUCACAUCAGCACCUCUGGCACAAGGAGGGUGUGAAAAGAAAAUAAAAGUAGAAAGAAAAGCUUGGAGCAAGAUGUUGCAUUGU
Molecule: messenger RNA, 2021 nt
Organism: Hordeum vulgare subsp. vulgare (domesticated barley)
Lineage: Eukaryota; Viridiplantae; Streptophyta; Magnoliopsida; Poales; Poaceae
Product: UPF0481 protein At3g47200-like
Exons: 1
Coding region: 123-1478 (451 amino acids)
Source: RefSeq, a predicted model, not a curated record